CUUGUAUAAAUCAUCCCCCCUUCCUUUCUUGAACACACAUAAUUUUCUUGAUUCUUAUUUCAAUUAAUCGAUCAAAUGGCACCAAAAGCGAUUAACGUUAGUGCAAUUCUUGUUAUUGUACUGAUAAUUCUUUCAGCAAAUGCAGCCAUGGCUCAAUCAGACUGCACGAAUGUUCUGAUUAGCAUGGCCUCGUGUCUCAACUACGUUACCGGGAGCUCUAACACCCCAUCUCCCUCAUGUUGCUCCGCGCUAGGUAAUGUCGUGCAAACUCAACCCCGGUGCCUUUGCACUAUAGUUAACGGUGGUGGUGGUUCGUUGGGAGUCAAUAUUAACCGAACGCAAGCGCUUGCGCUACCUGGCGCGUGUAAGGUGGAAACUCCACCGAUUAGUAGGUGCAAUGCUGUUAAUGGCCCUGCAAUGUCUCCUGUGGCUUCUCCAGAGAGUUCACCACCAGAAUCUGGAGAUGGAAGUGAUGAUUCUCCAACUAAUCCAUCAGUGACAGGAUCCAAGACGGACGCAGCCUCAAAUGGAAGUAUUUCAAAGAUAUGUCCUCAACUCGUUGCCUUCUUUUUGUUCGUUAUAGCGCUACAUUCCUUGACUUUCAUUGGCUACUGAGGAUCCCUUAUUGUAGCCAGACGAGGAGCUCUUCGUCCAGAGAUUAAUUAAGACACAAUAAGUUAUUUGCAAUAGUUACUAAACCCUACUUUCAAAUUUCUACAAGUCAGUUGAUAUAUGUAUUUGUGUUCUAAGUCGAAGGAGAGUGGUUUCACUCUCUAUUUGUAAUGUAACAUUCUGUUCCCGUGAGUGUUUACGAGUUUAUGUUGAAUAAAUUGAUCUUUGCAAGAAUAA
Messenger RNA from Olea europaea var. sylvestris, 849 nucleotides. Its product is annotated as non-specific lipid-transfer protein-like protein At2g13820. The coding region runs from base 76 to 615 and encodes 179 amino acids. The transcript has 3 exons. Gene Ontology annotation, biological process: lipid transport. The record is from RefSeq and is a predicted model, not a curated record. Gene Ontology annotation, molecular function: lipid binding. NCBI's taxonomy places the organism in Eukaryota, Viridiplantae, Streptophyta, Magnoliopsida, Lamiales, Oleaceae.